Rattus rattus (black rat) is the source of this 2164-nucleotide messenger RNA. RefSeq names its product MAS related GPR family member F (gene Mrgprf). The record is from RefSeq and is a predicted model, not a curated record. NCBI's taxonomy places the organism in Eukaryota, Metazoa, Chordata, Mammalia, Rodentia, Muridae. Gene Ontology annotation, biological process: G protein-coupled receptor signaling pathway. Gene Ontology annotation, cellular component: membrane. The transcript is spliced from 3 exons. Bases 302 to 1333 code for a protein of 343 amino acids. Gene Ontology annotation, molecular function: G protein-coupled receptor activity.
UCCUCCAGUUCUCCCCUCCCCCUUCUGCCGGGCCUGGAAUUGGGUUUGGGGCGGGUUCUGUUUCCAAAGCCAUCUCCAACAGGCAAGGCGGGUGAGGGCUCGUCUCCACCCUGAGCCCGAAUUUUCCGAGGCUCCAGGCAGGACUUGGCUAGCCUGCUGCCCGUGGGUCAGCAAACUCGGAGUCCCAGGAGAAGAUCUCUGCGAAGGGAACUCGAAGGAUCAGGACGGCCACAGACUUUUGCGAGACAGGGACACACACUGGUGAGCUCCCAACAGGAGCCUGGACUCCUCACUCCUGAAGAUGGCUGGAAACUGCUCAUGGGAAGCUCACUCCACCAACCAGAACAAGAUGUGUCCUGGUAUGAGCGAGGCUCUGGAACUCUACAGCAGAGGCUUCCUGACCAUUGAGCAGAUUGCCACACUCCCUCCGCCAGCCGUCACAAACUACAUCUUCCUGCUGCUUUGCCUGUGUGGCCUGGUGGGAAACGGGCUGGUCCUCUGGUUUUUCGGCUUCUCCAUCAAGAGGACCCCCUUCUCCAUCUACUUCCUGCACCUGGCCAGCGCUGAUGGGAUAUACCUCUUCAGCAAGGCGGUGAUUGCUCUCCUGAACAUGGGGACCUUCCUGGGCUCUUUCCCCGACUACGUUCGAAGAGUGUCCCGGAUCGUGGGUCUCUGCACAUUCUUCGCCGGUGUGAGCCUCCUUCCGGCCAUUAGCAUCGAACGCUGUGUGUCCGUCAUCUUUCCCAUGUGGUACUGGCGUCGGAGGCCCAAGCGCCUGUCCGCUGGGGUCUGUGCCUUGCUCUGGCUGCUGUCCUUCCUGGUCACCAGUAUCCACAACUACUUCUGUAUGUUCCUGGCCCACGAGGCCUCUGGAACAGCCUGCCUCAACAUGGACAUCUCCCUGGGUAUCUUGCUUUUCUUUCUCUUCUGCCCACUCAUGGUACUCCCCUGCCUGGCACUCAUCUUGCACGUAGAGUGCCGAGCCCGGCGCCGCCAACGCUCUGCCAAGCUCAAUCACGUGGUCCUGGCCAUCGUCUCUGUCUUCCUCGUGUCAUCCAUUUAUUUGGGGAUCGACUGGUUCCUCUUCUGGGUCUUCCAGAUCCCGGCCCCCUUCCCGGAGUACGUCACUGACUUAUGUAUCUGCAUCAACAGCAGUGCCAAGCCCAUUGUCUACUUCCUGGCUGGGAGAGACAAGUCCCAGCGCCUGUGGGAACCUCUCAGGGUGGUCUUCCAGCGGGCCCUCCGAGAUGGUGCCGAGCCAGGGGACGCUGCUAGCAGCACACCCAACACGGUCACCAUGGAGAUGCAGUGCCCCUCUGGGAACGCGUCAUGAGAAGCCAAUGUCUGGGGCAAGGCUGCUGCAGAGAGCAGCCAGUAGUUUCCAGAGACUGCCCGAGGGCAGGAGCGGGGCAGCUGCCCCUGUGCCGCCAGGGAGAAGACCUGCCUUCACACAAGGCAUCUGCUUGUCAGGUGUGGCCAAGAGGCUGAGCAGCCACCUCUGGACAGACCCUGUGGCCUCUGCUCCCCAAUCAUUCUGCUUCUGUGACUCAGUGUACCAAAGUUUCCCUCACCAGUGUGGUAGGGUCCCCUCCUCAACAGAAGCUCAUGAACGAAGGCAACAAGGAGGUCACCUCCUCAAACGUGACUCAGUCAGCACAAGACUCCCUGGGCCAGCAGCCUCAGCCCCACCUUCAAGGAGUUGUUCAGCCUCUCAAGGCAGCAUCAGAACAAAUCUGAGAGAAUGGUGCUAUCUGGAAGAGGGGCCUGCCCAUGCAUUGUAACUUGCAAACAAGUCCCUGCCCCUUUGAUGAGUCAUCUGGUGACUCUAGUGGGGUAGGAUCUGGCCUUGGCAGGAUGUGAGACAGAAAGGACCUUCUAUCACCCUGGGUAGCUGACUGCUUUUCUGACGCCCCCAGCCAGCUCUCGGGGCAGCUGACUGUACACAUAGCAUCUUUCAGGCCACUGUGGUCCACUGUAGCAGCUCCCUACCACAUCCCAAUCUCUAAUACCCAUGUCAAAGUGGACUCCGGCUCCAUCCUGGCCCCCUGGAGGCUACCACCACGAUGUCACCCGUCAUUCAGCACAGUGGCCUGUGUAGCCAAAGGAAGUUUUAUAAAAGAUAAUAAAGUAUGUAUUAAUACACAUUUUUCUAACCUUGCAAUGA